This is a messenger RNA of Penaeus indicus, 5336 nucleotides long. RefSeq lists its product as uncharacterized. NCBI's taxonomy places the organism in Eukaryota, Metazoa, Arthropoda, Malacostraca, Decapoda, Penaeidae. Gene Ontology annotation, biological process: proteolysis. Bases 6 to 4046 code for a protein of 1346 amino acids. The record is from RefSeq and is a predicted model, not a curated record. Gene Ontology annotation, molecular function: protein binding; cysteine-type endopeptidase activity. The transcript is spliced from 15 exons.
GCAACAUGUCGACGAGUGCAAAUGCACGGCUCUGGUCGAGCCUCGCCGAGGGCGACGAGGAAGGGGUGGUCCAGGCCCUAGAGGAAGGCGCUGACGUGAACCAGGUGAGCCGCGGCGGAGGUCGGCCCAUUCACUCCGCUGCUCUUCGGAAUUCGGGCGGUCUCGUGAGGAUCCUUUUGAAUCACGGCGCCCUCUGCGAUGCUUCCGACGACGAAGGCUUCACGCCUCUGAUGGUGGCGUCCCUGAAUGGGCAUAGUGAGGUGGUACAGGAGUUGCUGAAGGCCGGUGCGGACCCGAAAAUACGUCGGCCUGAUGACUUCGGGGGGGACACAGCCCUCCACAUGGUGACCAACACAGACGAAGACGAGGUGUUGAGAGCCCUGCUGGAGGCGGGGGCUGAUCCUAACGCCAGGGCCAGCGGCAUGAAUGACAUGACGCCUCUGCACUUCGCUGCGGAGGUCGGAAGAGAGAAGUUGGCUGAGCUGCUCGCGAACCACCCGAGCUGCGAAGUCGAUCUGAAAGACGCCCGUGGCCUCACGCCCGCCCGCCUGGCUAAGGAAGGCUGCCCGAGCCUCUCCCUCUACCUGGAUUUGUGCUGCGGAGCCAAGUCUCGCAUGGACAAGCUUCUCAUCAUCGCAGUCAAGAGGAAUGAUGCGGCGGAAGUGAGGGCAGCGCUGGACGAGGGAGCGGACCUGAGCUUACAGGGUCCAGAGGAUGGCGGGACCUUGCUACAUCUGGCGUCCCAGGGUUCCUCAGGACAAGUUCUCCAGAUGCUUCUUUGUCGAGGCGCCUCGGUGGACGCAAGGACCAGUCAGGGAUUCACACCGCUCAUGACAGCGGCUGAGAGGGGCGCGACGGACGCCUUACUGCACCUUUUGGCACAUCGGGCCAAUCCAAAGCUGUUCACUCCUGACGGGACGACGGCGCUGCACUUGGCCGUGCAAAGUCAGGACUCUUCCGCAGUGACUGCUCUCCUCGACGCCGGCGUAGACGUCAACGCCACCAAGGUCGACGGGUCCACGCCGCUGCACAUCGCCGCUGCGUCGGGGGCCCUCGGGCUAGCUCGUCUCUUGUUGGGUGACUGCCUGUGCCUCGUUGGUAUCGGGGUGGCUCAAGUGGCGAAGGAGGCCGGUCACCUGGAAUUCGCCAAGUUCAUCGAGCAAAAGAUCAGAAUUAGCGAUCUCCCCCAAGAGGACUUCCGCGUAGUGGUCGGCCAGCCCGUGCCUCCCAGUCCGGGCGUGUACCGGAACCUCUCCGAACCGUAUCGAGGCCGAGUCCUCAUCAUCAACUACCGGGAAUUCAGUGAGGAGGCACCCACUCGCAACGGCUCUGAGAAAGAUGUGGAAAAUCUCUGCAAAGUGUUUAGGAGUAUGGGCUACCAAGUGGAAGAUCACCAGGACCUGGAUCUGGAAGCGACUAAAGAGGUGCUGAAUAACUUCAGGAGUAACGAGAAUCUAGCUGAAGUUGACUCCAUGUUCGUGUGCAUGUUGAGUCAUGGCAUCAACCGGGAUAUAUUCUAUACAUCUGAUAUGAGAAAGAUGGACGUCUCUGCGGUACGGAAUAUAUUCACAGAUCAGGCUUGUCCUCUCAUGAAGGGAAAACCCAAGGUUUUCCUUUUCAACUUCUGCCGCGGAAACACUUUUGAAAGCUUCUCCGGACAAAGUUUAGGCGACGAUCUACCUUGGACGUCACAGAACGCGGUCGGCCGCGACGAGAUACCUCCCGCACAGGACGAAGCCCCGCGUGACAUGCUAACCGUCUACGCGUCGACGGAAGGCUUCAAGGCUUUUAGGACGAACGAAGGAACUUUUUUCGUGCGGUCCCUGUGCCAAACUCUAGCCGCCCACGCCCACAACACGGACAUGGUCAGCAUGGUUCAGAAGUUGGACCGGCUGAUGGCAACAAGACGACACACUACAACGCCGGAGGCACAGAGCUUUGCCUUCAAGAAGUUUUUCCUGAAUCCACUGAAGCCUUCCGACGCAUAUAUUUCUUGCAAAAUACGUUAUUCCAUCUGCACACCAGUAAGCAGCAUGUCGACGAGUGCAAAAGCACGGCUCUGGUCGAGCCUGGCCGAAGGCGACGAGAAAGGGGUGGUCCAGGCCCUUGAGGAAUGCGCUGACGUGAACCAGGUGAGCCGCGGCGGAGGUCGGCCCAUUCACUCCGCUGCUCUUCGGAAUUCGGGCGGUCUCGUGAGGAUCCUUUUGAAUCACGGCGCCCUCUGCGAUGCUUCCGACGACGAAGGCUUCACGCCCCUGAUGGUGGCGUCCCUGAAUGGACAUAGUGAGGUGGUACAGGAGCUGCUGAAGGCCGGUGCGGACCCGAAAAUACAUCGGCCUGAUGACUUCGGGGGGGACACAGCCCUCCACAUGGUGACCAACACAGACGAAGACGAGGUGUUGAGAGCCCUGCUGGAGGCGGGGGCUGAUCCUAACGCCAGGGCCAGCGGCAUGAACGACAUGACGCCUCUGCACUUCGCUGCGGAGGUCGGAAGAGAGAAGAUGGCUGAGCUGCUCGCGAACCACCCGAGCUGCGAAGUCGAUGUGAAGGACGCCCGUGGCUUCACGCCCGCCCGCCUGGCUAAGGAAAGCUGCCCGAGCCUCUCUCUCUACCUGGAUUUGUGCUGCGGAGCCAAGUCUCGCAUGGACAAGCUUCUCAUCGUCGCAGUCAGGAGGAAUGAUGCGGCGGAAGUGAGGGCAGCGCUGGACGAGGGAGCGGACCUGAGCUUACAGGGUCCAGAGGAUGGCGGGACCUUGCUCCACCUGGCGUCCCAGGGUUCCUCAGGACAAGUUCUCCAGAUACUUCUUUGUCGAGGCGCCUCGGUGGACGCAAGGACCAGUCAGGGAUUCACACCACUCAUGAUAGCGGCUGAAAGGGGUGCGACGGACGCCUUAGAGCAACUUUUGGCACAUCGGGCCAAUCCAAAGCUGUCCAAUCCUGACGGGACGACAGCACUGCACUUGGCCGUGCAAAGUCAGGACUCUUCCGCAGUGACUGCUCUCCUCAACGCCGGCGUAGACGUCAACGCCACUAAGGUCAACGGGUCCACGCCGCUGCACAUCGCCGCUGCGUCAGGAGCCCUCGGGCUGGCUCGUCUCUUGUUGGAUGACUACCUGUGGGAUGGUACCAAGGGUGACUCGGCUGCCCAUGUGGCGAGGGAGGCCGGCCACCUGGAAUUCGCCAAGUUCAUCGAGCAAAUGAUCGGCAUUUGCGAUGAGAGUGACGACGAAAGUGCUCAGCUCCCCGAAGAGGACUUCCGCGUAGUGGUGGGCCAGCCCGUGCCUCCCAGUCCGGGCGUGUACCGGAACCUCUCCGAACCGUAUCGAGGCCGAGUCCUCAUCAUUAACUACCGGAAAUUCAGUUUGAGGACAGCCACUCGCUAUGACUCUGAGAGAGAUGUAGCAAAUCUCAGCAUUAUAUUUAGAAAUAUGGGCUACCAAGUGGAAGAUCACCAGGACCUGGAUCUGGAAGCGACUAAAGAGGUGCUGAAUAACUUCAGGAGUAACGAGAAUCUAGCUGAAGUUGACUCCAUGUUCGUGUGCAUGUUGAGUCAUGGCAUCGACCGGGAUACAUUCUACACAUCUGAUAUGAGAAAGAUGGACGUCUUUGCGGUUCGGAAUAUGUUCAAAGAUCAGGCUUGUCCUCUCAUGAAGGGAAAACCCAAGGUUUUCCUUUUCAACUUUUGUCGCGGAAAAACUCUCGAAAGCUUCUCUGGACAUAGUAUAGGCGACGAUAUACCUUGGACGUCACAGAACGCGGUCGGCCGCGACAAGGUAUCUCCCACAAAGGACGAAGCCCCGCGUGACAUGCUAACCGUCUACGCGUCGACGGAAGGCUUCAAGGCUUUUAGGACGAACGAAGGAACUUUGUUCGUGCGGUCCCUGUGUCAAACUCUAGCCGCCCACGCCCACAACACGGACAUGGUCAGCAUGGUUCAGAAGCUGGACCAACUCAUGACAGCAAGACGACACGCUACAACGCCGGAGGCACAGAGCUUCGGCUUCAAGAAGUUUUUCCUGAAUCCAUUGGAGCCGUCCGACGCUUGAUACUGUUCUGAGUCUCCAACGAUGACUGCGCUUCCUUGCAUGCUGGCGGGUGGGCGUGAGUGCCGGCUUUCGUAAUCAGGACCGCUGUCGGCUUUUUGGAAUGUUGUGUCCUACCCGUCUUUUUCAUUACAAUUAUGCACACCUAUACUUAUGUAUAGGUGUGUAUAUACGUGUGUACAUGUUUGUUUGUUUGCUUGUGUGUGUGUUCAUUUGCUAGUUAUCGAUUUAUGUGUCCCUUAUGUAUCCAUCGCUAUUUUGAUUACUAAAAGACAAUGGUAAAAUGAUAAAGUUAUAGCUAACGCUAUACCGGCAAUUAAUAUGCUUUGAGUAGAUUUUCAUUUUAAUUGAACUCAUCGUUCACUCUCUUUUGUGUGCUUAAAAAUGAUCCUGGACUUUUAAAGAAUGGGUCGAUAUCGACAGCCAAUUUCGCCGCGUAAAUUACUUGCGCCCUUCAGCUUUCUUUUUAUUCCUCCUUCAAGUUCUGUUUAGUUUGAAUUACGUUUUUGCCUCAAGGAAGAGAUAGAACAGAAUAGAGGGAACUUGAACAUAUAAAUAACAAUUAUAAGACUCAAAUGUUCUGCUAAACGACUGUUGCCGUAACAGAAAGAGAGAAAAAGUCCUUUCUCGCUCUCCCCCACUUAUAACUAAUAAAUGUAAUCAUCUCAGUCAUUUAAAAAUGACUGAGAUGAUUACAUGGCUUAUAUAGACGCGAAUUAAAGUUCCACCCAUGCCCAAUCCAACCAUUUUGAGCAUUAAUUUUUAUUUACUGCAAGCUAAUAGCUAUAUUCCAUUGAACAUACCGUGAUUUGGUCUCAAAUUUGGGGAUUUUCUCUCUGGAUGCGAACUUUACUCAAAUGAAUCCAUUUCCUGUCUCUUCUCCACAAACAGAUGGUAAUGUUUCUGUAACCAAUUUGAUUAGUUUUUCAACUGCUUGAAUAUGGCAAGGGAGUCCUUCAAAAUUGAGCUUACACUAUUUUUUGAUGUGCCUAUCAGUGAACUCCAAAGGAGGUUCUGCCACAUCAGUAAGUAGAGUUUGUAGAAACUUUGAUCGAUUCUUAUAUUAGAUUUUGCAUUACAACCUUUCUUGAUUUCGGAAAUCGGCUGAUUAAAGAGAGGAAAUUAUUUGGCGAUGCUGCUUCCUCCAUUGGCUCUUCCUUACUGCAAUCUAUCUCCGAGGCAACUACUUUAGAAAACUUCGGGGACGUCUUAUUUUCAUACAUGUACUAUGAUGCACCAAGAAGGAAUGCUAUUGUUUUGUAUUUGUCUCACUGAUAUAUGUUAUAUUGUUAA